UCCCCCCUCCUCCUCGGUCCCAGCCCUGGUUCCUUCCGCCGGCUGCGGUCUGCCCGUCCCGGGGCUCCGCCAUGGAUCUGUUCGGGGACCUGCGGCGCAUGAACAAGCGGCAGCUGUAUUACCAGGUCUUAAACUUUGCCAUGAUUGUGUCCUCUGCCCUUAUGAUAUGGAAGGGGCUGAUCGUGGUUACUGGAAGCGAGAGCCCCAUUGUCGUGGUGCUCAGUGGCAGCAUGGAACCAGCUUUCCACAGGGGAGACCUGCUCUUCUUAACUAAUUUCCAUGAUGACCCGAUCAGAGCUGGUGAAAUAGUUGUUUUUAAAGUUGAAGGCAGAGACAUUCCAAUAGUUCACAGAGUAAUCAAAGUACAUGAAAAAGGAAAUGGGAACAUCAAAUUCCUGACUAAAGGUGAUAAUAAUGAAGUCGAUGAUAGAGGCUUGUACAAAGAAGGUCAGAACUGGUUAGAGAAGAAAGAUGUUGUUGGAAGAGCAAGAGGGUUUUUGCCUUACGUCGGGAUGGUGACUAUAAUAAUGAAUGAUUAUCCCAAAUUUAAGUAUGCUCUGCUGGCUGUCAUGGGAGCAUAUGUACUGCUGAAGCGUGAAUCCUGAAACAAAGGUCACUUUGUUCCUGCAGAAGUCCAGAGUUAAAUAUCACUAAUAUAUUUCAGAUCAUUGCUGUAUACAAACUGUGCAAGCUUCUGUCCUGUCUGAAUAAACUGAUGAGUAAA
This is a messenger RNA of Melopsittacus undulatus (budgerigar), 724 nucleotides long. Its product is annotated as signal peptidase complex catalytic subunit SEC11C. Gene Ontology annotation, molecular function: serine-type endopeptidase activity. The record is from RefSeq and is a predicted model, not a curated record. NCBI's taxonomy places the organism in Eukaryota, Metazoa, Chordata, Aves, Psittaciformes, Psittaculidae. Bases 72 to 605 code for a protein of 177 amino acids. The transcript has 6 exons. Gene Ontology annotation, cellular component: membrane; signal peptidase complex.